Pristis pectinata (smalltooth sawfish) is the source of this 4357-nucleotide messenger RNA. RefSeq names its product transmembrane and coiled-coil domains protein 1-like. NCBI's taxonomy places the organism in Eukaryota, Metazoa, Chordata, Chondrichthyes, Rhinopristiformes, Pristidae. The record is from RefSeq and is a predicted model, not a curated record. Bases 310 to 2247 code for a protein of 645 amino acids. Gene Ontology annotation, cellular component: endomembrane system. The transcript has 5 exons.
ACCUGUGGCACUCGGGCCUGGGGCGUCUCCGGCUUCCGCCCUGCAGGGGAGGGAGCCUCCCGGGUCAGGGGCAGGCCGCUGCUGGACGCGGAACCAGCCUCGGGCUGGCCUUCUCCCUCACGGUGACAGCAGGCCAGGACAAGCAUGAAGUGACAUUGACAGGUGCUGCAUGCUGAAAUCUAAUGAGAAUGCACCGCCUAUGCAGGAACUAGACCACCAAAUGAAACCAUUAUUUAAAGAGACCCAUACCAUUUAUGUACCAGUAACUAUAAUAUAUAUGAAUUUAGAAAUCUAAAGAAAAAGCUUCAAAUGGAGCAGGUUAAUAAUGACCCUUCAAUUAAUGACCUAGACAGCGACAGCAGACCCACAGACAACACGGGCAGAAAACAAAGUGAAUUAGAACACUCCUUGUCCAAAAUAACACACAAUGCUUUGGAGAACUUCGGGCAAGGUUUAAAGCAGCUUUUUCAUCACCAACGUCGCCGAUCGUCUGUCUCCCCCCAAGAUGGUCUCCACGUUCAAGCUGACCAAGAGCCCUCGAGCCCAGAUAUCCCUGCCCCAACUGCUGAGCUGGACUGGGCAGCUCCAGCUCAUCAUUCUGCCCAGACCACUACUCUUAACAGGGUCCUACAGCAGUUCCGUGUGGCUCCCAUGAUGAAACGGGGUGCGAGUCUGCACAGCCGGAGGAACAAGUUGGAUCCGCCCAGGGGAAGUCCACAGAUAUCUCGCAAGUCGGCUCCAGAUGGCACCAGUUCUCUCCUGCUACAGUCUGGCAGACCCCGUUCCUCCUCCACCACUGAUGCACCAACUUCCUCUUUGUUUGUGGAGACCCUGACCUUCAGUCCUCAUUCAGGAGAUGAGUUUGAUCGGGUCGAACGGCUGGAAGUGAACAGUGUAGCCCCAUUGGGCGUGGCUGUGUCGAGCUCAGAUGGGGGGAUUAGCGUGGAUAGCCUGGACAGUGCGCUGGAUCCUCAGAGGACGAAAGCAGCCAUUACUCACCUGCAGCAGAAAGUACUGAAGCUGACGGAGCAGCUGAAGGUGGAGCAGACAGCCCGGGAUGACAAUGUGGCGGAGUACCUUAAGCUGGCCAACAAUGCUGACCGACAGCAGGGGGCCCGCAUCAAGCAGGUCUUCGAGAAGAAGAACCAGAAGUCGGCUCAGACCAUCCUGCAGCUGCAGCGCAAGCUGGAGCAGUGUCACCGCAAGCUGCGUGAGAUUGAGCACAAUGGCAUGCCUCGGCAGCCCAAAGAUGUGUUGCGGGACAUGCAGCAGGGGCUGAGAGGCGUAGGGGCCAAGGUGACGGGUUUCAGUGAGGGUGUCGUGGGUAGUGUACGGGGUGGUCUCUCCAGCUUCUCACAAGCCACCCACUCAGCUGCAGGCGCUGUGGUCUCCAAGCCACGGGAGAUCGCGUCCCUCCUCCGCAACAGGUUUGGCAGCGCUGACAACAUCCCUGCCCUGAAGGACUCGCUGGACGAAGCCCAGGCAGAGGAGUGCCUCAAGGGCCUGGGCAUCUGUGGCAACCUGCAGUCCAGCCCCAAGUAUGGCAGUGAGGAGGAAUGCUCAAGUGGCACAUCAGGAUCAGCUGCCAACAGUGUGUCAGGGGCACCACUGGAACCUGCCACCUCCAAAAACAACACGCUAGACCUCGCCUGCUCGAGCUUCGAGGGGCUAUUCCAAGAACUGCAGCAAGUAAAAGAGACACAGGCCCAGCUGGAGGAAUCAUUUGACACUUUGAAGUCUCACUAUCAAAGGGAUUAUACACUGAUGCUACAAACUUUGCAGGAAGAGCGAUACAGGUGUGAGCGGCUUGAGGAUCAGCUCAAUGACCUGACAGAGCUUCACCAGCACGAAAUCCUCAACCUAAAGCAAGAGUUGGUGAGCAUGGAGGAGAAGAUUGCCUACCAGUCUUAUGAGCGAGCACAGGAUAUUCAGGAGGCUCUGGAAGCCUGUCAGACUCGUAUCUCCAAGAUGGAACUGCAGCAGCAGCAACAACAGGUGGUACAGCUGGAGGGUCUGGAGAACGGUACGGCACGCACCUUGCUGGGCAAACUCAUCAACGUGUUGCUGGCUGUGAUAGCGGUGCUCCUGGUCUUCAUCUCAACUCUGACCAACUGCUUGGUGCCACUGAUGAAGACACGGAGCAGGACGUUCUGCACUUUGUUUCUGCUGGUCUUGGUGGUGGUGAUGUGGAGGAACUGGAAGGUGAUCACCUGGUAUGCUGGGCAACUUGCUUGGUCUCCCACUUGAUGCUGAGAUGUGAACUCAGGUCCACUAUGAAUUAGACUGUUUAACCAGUGCACAUGGACACAGAGUGGAUUUGUUUACAUUUGAAGGACACUCCUUUUCUUUCUCUGACUACACUUGGCAAUGGUAUUUGAAGGUUCACGUAAAUCUGGUUGGUGAUUUGUGUAAUGACUGUGUGUGAGAUCAUUUCUGCUGCCUAGGUACCAACUGACAGAGCAGAAGUAGACCAGAAGUUUGAUAUAUGCUUUGUUGCUAACCUCCUCACUCACCAAAUCUCUCUCGGGGGAGGAGAGAAACAAUAACAAAAUUGCCUGAAAUUUAGUGCACAACCUCUGUUCUGUUAGAGAAAUAUUUUAUAUUUUGUUUGACUAGGUCCAGUCAUGCAGUAUUGAGAAGUACCUUACUGUGAAGUAAGGCACAUUCCACCUUCCAAAAAUCGCCACAAUGAUGUGUAUUCAGAGAAUCCACAGGUUCACAUUUAAAGUGAACCUGUUGGCCAAGCUGGCUCCUGUAUGCGAAAGGGUGGAGAUGGCACAGUGUCCUGUGCCAUGGAGUGACUGUGCGUGAUUAUUGAGGGGACUACUGGUACCCUCCUCCUUGCCUUGAAGCUCAGACACUCCACCCAACCUCCUUCCCACAUGACUAACAUACUUGAAGAGUGUAAUGCUCAACUGUCUCAGUGCUUCCGUACUGCUUCUAAAAUAGACAUGUUUUUAGCAAUGAAUUCUUAUUUAAUUUAAAUAUGUGUAGAAUCUUUUAAAUGAAAUAAUGUACAGUGAUGGAGAUCCCUGAACCUACCCCAUCCAAUCUCAUGGCAUCCUAUUCUAACUCAUCUCAUCACAACCCAAAACUGGGCUCAGUCGAUCCUGGGCACAGGGCACUGCUCCAAAUGUCUCUGCUGAUGCUACCCUGCGCCACCCACCCCAUCUCCCUCCGGUAAAGUGAAGUCUGAUUUAUUCACAGCAGAAUGGUUGACAAUUGCUGAGUGUUGUGAAGUAGUAUUUGUACAGUUAGGAUUCUCUCUGCCCUAUGACAUAGGAAUUUCCCAGUUAUGUCAAUUGGAUAGAGGCCUCCACACGGAGCCUGUUUGGGCAGCAGUGCAUGGGCUCCCCACUUCUGCAAGGAAGGUGCAGAGUGAAUGUUUGCAGUUUCCCCCAUUUUGAUGCUAUUGAAUGGGACUUCAAGAUCAGGUGUCACAAGCUUGCCAGAAAAUGCUGGGGUUUCAAAGCACAGAGAGCUACAGAGGAGCCAGUGUUAGACCAGCUGCAAAGCAUCCUUUACAAUUGGGGAUCAAGGCUGUUUGUAAUGAGGUUGGUGUUGUCAAUGUAAAACAGAAAGCUUUAUUCAUUCAGUUAUCCAUUGAUUUGUGAAGGUGUUUCAUUAGGUUGAGUGAUGGGUAGUCUGAACCAUUGGUGGGCACAGGAACACCCUCAGUGCAGUGUGUACAGGGGGCUGGGUGAGCUCCGAGUGACACUUGAGGAAUUAACACUGGUUUAGUUUGCAGUUGCUGUUCCCUAUCUGAUUGCAUCGCAUCUUGGUUACUGGGCAGUUACUAUAUUGUACAUUAAAUAAAGACCUUGGCUAUAUUAAUUCUUCCUUCAUUAAAAGUCCUUAUGGUUGAUUGGGCUGAGGAUCAAACUGUUCCUUCAGCUUUUAUGCUCAUCCUCACACUGGUUAUUAGAACAGAGAACAGUACAGCAUGGGACAGGCCCUUCGGCCCACGAUGUUGUGCCAAACUAAUUAAACCAAUAACUCCUGAUUAAUCGAAUUCCUCUUCCCCGCACAUUGACUACAUCCCUCCCUUCUCUGCAUAUUCAUGUGCCUAUCUAAGAGUCUCUUAAACGCUCCUAUGCUAUCUGCCUCUACCACCAUUCCUGGCAGUGCAUUCCAGGCCUCUGCCACGCUCUGUACAAAAAAAAUUAAAAUAAAUAAAAACUCGCCUUGCACAUUUCCUUUAUACUUCCCCCUUUCAUAUUAAAUACGUGCCCUCUAAUACUAGACAUUUCAGUCCUGGAGAGAGAGAUUCUGGCUGUCUACUCUAUCUAUGCCUCACAUACUUAUAUAAACAUCUAUCAAAUCUCCCCUCAGUCUCUGCCGCUACAGAGAAAACAGC